Molecule: messenger RNA, 1168 nt
Organism: Drosophila hydei
Lineage: Eukaryota; Metazoa; Arthropoda; Insecta; Diptera; Drosophilidae
Exons: 4
Coding region: 103-1116 (337 amino acids)
Source: RefSeq, a predicted model, not a curated record
GUUUAUAAACAUUCAGAUGACUAAUACACUUACACAGUUCUAGUUUGUGCUUUAAUUGUUUCAUAUUUAGUUUGAUUUGUUACUUAUUAAUUAGCUUUUGGAAUGCCACGCACUAAGCCGACCAAGACUAUCGAUGUCCUGGGCAAUCUGGAUUUGCGGCCCGAGGAGGCGGUAGGCGACUACUUGGAGUCGAAGGCCCAGAAGAAGUACUUUAUCAAUUGUCCAAAUCCAGAUUCAGCGGGAGACUCAAUCGAACUCCUCUACAUACACAAUACACGGGAGCAUGAAGAAAUGCUGAAGCUGCAAGAGCAGAUGCUGGUCAACUCGAAGCGUCAGUCGGAAAUUAAUGAAAGGCGAGUCAAGCAUAUGUACAAGACACAGGAGGAGCUGAGGCAGCGCUUCAUUGAUGUGAACAGUUUCAUCAAGGACUGCGGGGAUAAGAAACGCAUCGCCGAAAAGGCCAUCAACGACGAGAUGGCGCUGCACGAAGAGCUCAGCGAGGACAUCAAAAACUUCAAGACCUCCAUUAGCGAGCUAACGACCUUUCGCGAGGCUCUCAAAGGCACAGUCGAGGAAUUGCAGCCCUAUGAAAAGGUGCUCGAAGAGGUUGUGAGCGUGUCCGACAUCUUUGUGUCGCCAAAGGAUUGCAUGGAUCGCUGCGAUGCACUUAUGUUGGCCCAAGUGGAGAUAAGCAAAUUGGAGAAUAAGAAGCUACAGGAGAUCGAGGAGAUGCGUCAGCAUAUGGUUAAGAUCACCAAUGAGGCGGCUCUCACUGUGCUGGGUCUCAAGAACGAUCUAUCCAAGCUGGAGCGAUCCUACCACGAGUCUCGGGAUAAGUGUAUAAAGUGGGAGAAGAUACUGUCGCAUACUAAAGAUGUUAUUUCUGCGUCUUACUUGGAGCGGGAGCGAAAUAUUGGCGCAAUUAAUGCUUUAUAUAUUCUGCUCUGUAGGCGACGUGGUUCAAUUUCAGAUGCGCCGAGUUUGGGUAUUGCUGGGGAAUUAGACUUCAUCAAGGAAGAGCUGCUGAUACUGAAUGAAUUGUUGAAGGAGUUCGAUAACGCGAAUAAAUCGAAUGGUAAAUCGCAGAGAAUGGAAAACAUGGAAGCUUACUGCUAGCAAGGCUUUCAAAUCUUCUUUGUUUUAUAUUUGCACUUAAUAAAUAAACAGG